CGCAGUCCCAGCCAUGGCUCCUGCUCGGGCUUUCCUUAGAGGCUGCUGGCAGCUGAGCCUGGCCCCCGGCAGACGGGUGGCGGGGAGCCCCGGGUCUCCUCUAGGGGGGAAGCCUGCCUGGCUGCGCUACCUCUCGGCUUGUAGUGCGGGCGGCCCGGAGGACGGGGACAUGAAGAGGUAUCUGAACGCACACUACAACGAGGCGAGGAGGCGCAUCAACGAGGUUAUCCCUUCUAUUUCAAGUAGCAUGCUGAAUCCAGACGCUAUAUUUUCCAACAAUGAAAUGAGCCUGGAGAACAUUGAAAUUUAUGGCUUUGAUUAUGACUAUACAUUAGCUUUUUAUUCUAAAGAUCUUCACACGCUGAUCUUCAACACUGCACGAGACCUUCUGAUUAAUGAGCAUCGGUAUCCGAGUGAAUUGAGAAGAUAUGAGUAUGAUGCAGACUUUGCAAUUCGGGGUCUUCACUAUGAUGUUCAUAAGGCACUAUUAAUGAAGAUUGACUCCUUCCAUUACAUCCAGCUGGGAACUGUGUACCGGGGAUUUGAUGUUGUACCAGAUUCUGAGGUUAUUGAAAUGUAUCAAGGUUCUCAUGUGCCACUGGAACAGAUGAGUGACUUUUAUGGAAAGAGCUCAGAAGGGAACACCUUGAAGCAAUUUAUGGAUAUAUUCUCCUUACCUGAGAUGACUUUGCUGUCCUGUGUCAAUGACUAUUUCCUGAAGCACAACAUUGAUUAUGAGCCUGUACAUUUGUAUAAAGAUGUAAAGGACGCCAUUCGGGAUGUUCAUGUGAAAGGGCUAAUGUACCGAGCUGUGGAGGCUGACAUUGAGAGGUUUAUUUGCUAUGGGGAGAAAACCCAAGCUGUGUUGACAAAGUUGGCAAAUAACGGCAAAAAGAUGUUUCUCAUAACAAACAGCCCGAGUAGCUUUGUAGACAAAGGAAUGAAUUUCAUUGUGGGGAAACAUUGGAGAGAUCUCUUUGAUGUUGUCAUUGUUCAAGCUGACAAGCCAAAUUUCUUCAAUGACAAAAGGAGACCUUUCCGUAAGGUUACAGAUCGAGGUGUUUUACUGUGGGAUAAAAUUCACCAACUAGAAAAAGGCAAGAUUUACAAGCAGGGCAACCUGUUUGAAUUUCUGAAGCUCACCGGCUGGCGAGGAUCAAAAGUGUUAUACUUUGGUGAUCACAUAUACAGUGAUCUGGCAGACCUAACAUUAAAGCAUGGGUGGAGAACAGGAGCCAUUAUUCCUGAGCUGAAAUCAGAACUUACCAUCAUGAACAACUCUGAGUAUAUUCAGACUAUGGCCUGGCUUCAGGGUUUAACUGGUUUACUUGAACGAAUGCAGAUUUACAGAGAUGCCGAGUCACAAAUGGUCUUACGUGAUUGGAUAAGUGAAAGGCAAGAGAUGAGGGACAUGGCAAGAAAUAUCUUUAACCCUCGUUUCGGUAGUAUAUUCCGGACUCACCAUAAUCCAACCUAUUUCUUGAGACGCCUCUCUCGAUUUGCUGAUAUUUACAUGGAAUCCUUAAGCUGCUUACUGAACUAUGACCUGCAUCAUACCUUUUAUCCAAAGAGAACGCCACUACAGCACGAAGUCCCUAUUUAUUCUGAGCAGCAGUACCCCGGUACCUUCGGCAUCCCAUUCUUACAGGAGAGUGCUCAGCUGAAGUGAUUCCCAUUCGCUUAGUCUCCUGCCAUGCAGCGUUAUGGCUGAAAUUGGAUGAUGGAUUGAAUGUAGCUUUUCUAAGUCAUGUUAUGUGGCUGACUGUUCGUAACACUCGAUUUUACCAGCUUUAUUGGAGUGCGUAGUGCCACAAGUAUUUAGAACACAAUAUGAAUGCUGACUGCAGCAUUGUUUUUAGGUUGUUUUUUAGAGCCGUUACUGGUUCAUCUGAGAGUGUUUCCAUUUUGUGUUCUCUUCAUGACGCAGCUAUUUUUACAAUGAUAGAGUUCAAGUAGUUUGGAAAUGCAUUUUAUUAAGAUGUUUUAUGAUGGUUGACUUUGUAUUAAAAGACUAUGCUCUGCAAAGUACAGCAGUAAAAAUCAGUACCCUAUGUAGCCCUAAGCUGGCUUGCCCUAAUAGCAAUCUGAAAUGAGCUGGCAGAUCACUGGAGUAAGGCCAAGAAACUUGCAGCGUGUGUCAGUGUGAGGUCCUGUUCUCACCUCCACUUCUCUGACAGGAUUGCUAUUUAUAUUGCUGUGGGACCCUAAGGCCUCUUUCACACGGGCGUCCCGGAUUUGCUCCGGAUGCGUCGCGUGUGCAUUGCGGGAA
Molecule: messenger RNA, 2269 nt
Organism: Bufo bufo (common toad)
Lineage: Eukaryota; Metazoa; Chordata; Amphibia; Anura; Bufonidae
Gene: NT5DC3
Product: 5'-nucleotidase domain containing 3
Exons: 14
Coding region: 14-1669 (551 amino acids)
Molecular function (GO): 5'-nucleotidase activity
Source: RefSeq, a predicted model, not a curated record